AUGAAAAGUCUUUCUAAAAUGGAAGAAAUGUCUCUUGCCUAAUAAACAACUAAAUCUCCAACGAGGUCAUUCACAAAGCCAAGGAAAUAUGAUAAACUCAUUCAUAAGACCACUCAAAUUCCACGAAUCUCAAUUUAACGACUUGUUGAGUGUAUGGAUUAAGACAAUGAUGGAUGGAUCAAGAAAGAAGACAUAAUGAAAUUCAGUCAGAAGCAUUAUCUAUUCUUUGAAGACGAAGUAAUUUUGAUAUUCACUUUUAAGUUAGCUUAAGCGAUGAUUGACGAAGCAUUGAGUAAAAGGAUUGUUGCGUUUAAGGAUUAGCUGAAAGAGCCAAUAAAUGUGGAUGAAAUAUUAGGAGCAGGUAAUAAAUAAUAAUUAAUAUCAGUUUAAAUUCAUUAUGUAUUGAAUGAGAAUCACGUUUGGGUUGAGAAGCCUCGCCCUUUUAGAGAUAAAUGGGUGUAGUUAUUAUUGGCAGCAGGAGAAAGAUUACCCACUGGACAUGAUUUGCCUCCUGUGAAAAUCACAAAAGUGCUGGACAUGCAUGAAAUGAACCCUUUUCCAUACAAACCAAAGCUGAAUUGUUCCCAAUCUUAAAUCAUCCACACAUCUUAAUUAAGGGAGAUUCACAAAUUCAAUAAGGAUAAACCUGAGGCUGGAAUAGUUUUAUAGGAAACAGACCUAAUCAAACCGAUAAACAAUGGAGUAACAAAAGAGGAGGAGAAGGAUAAUCCUUUUGAAAAAGUAGUAAAUUCUAAAUUGUAAAUCAAAUAAAAUUAUUAUAAAUAGUCACAUAAAUGAUUAAAAUGAAUUUCCAACAAUCAAAUUUGAUACCUAAGCUUACUUUACUGAAGCAGAGAGACUAAGUAAAGAAUAAAAAUUGUGCAGAACCGGUAGAAAUCCAAUUCUUAAAUUUAUGCCUGAAAACCUAAAUUACAAAGUAGAGAACACUGAUUCAUUAAGAAAAAGCAGCGAAUUUGAGUUAACUCAAAGUACUGCUGCAAAAUACCUAUCUCAACCAGUAUUAUUAAGGAAACCGUAUUAUGGGUUGUCAGAUACAGCUUUAAUUAGUACUGAGUAGAAGUACUUCUAGCCUAAAAAGUCAAUCGAUAAAAAUUAAGAAUCUGAUAAAUAGAUUUUUUAUUCUACUUUUAAACCAGAAGAUGUUAUGACAUUAAAGAAUAAAUUGGCCAAUUAAAAACAAAGAGAAAAAGAAAAAUUAUAGGACUUUUAUAAUCCUCCUUCAACUCACAAGUUUAGAGACGAAUAUCUAGAUAAAAAUAAACCUCUAUUUAAAGUAAAUUUAUAAGUAAAUUAAGACAAGAAUUAAACCCGAUCCCUUACCAAAUCCUCACCUAAUGUCAGAACAUGAUCAAAGACCUUAAUUUGCAAUUGAAGAGGAUCUAAAGAGACAAUUAAAGGAAGACUAAAAGCAAUAAUAAUUAAUCGAUGAUUAUAUGGGCACUUUCAAGUAGAGUAAAUAAUGGACCAAAUAUUUCCCGUCUACAGAUUUAAAUCAUAAUUUUGUUGAUCACAAACGACCUAAUUUCUUAGACAAAGGUAAUUAUUAAGAACCAGGAUUAAUAUUGCUUCAGUUUUUAAGAGAAGGAGCAAGUGCUAAAGUAAAAGUUCAUUUAUAAAUCAGGAUAACUUUUAAUUGUUUCAUAGAUUGUUGCGUACUAACGAUAAGCAUCUAUAUCUAGGAUUGUAAGUGGAUCCCAAUUGA
This is a messenger RNA of Paramecium octaurelia, 1723 nucleotides long. The record is from the annotation of a GenBank genome assembly. Lineage: Eukaryota; Ciliophora; Oligohymenophorea; Peniculida; Parameciidae.